AUGCCAAUAGAGCUCCACGGCACCGGGGCAGCAGUGCUGCGGUCGUUCCUGGCGACGCAUCUGAGCGCUGCACAGCUGGAGCGGCCUGACGUGAAGGAGAUGUUGCAUCUGAUGCCAAUGGAGCACACGAAUGCACUAAGUGUAGCGGAACUGCGGCAAGUAGCAGCGCUGCUGAGGGAGUUGCGAGCCGAUGUACCAUCGACGCCUAGUUUAGUGUCGCUAUUACGACAAGGAAAAGGCGUUCGAGCACGAGUGGUGGCGACAGAAAAGGACGAGGAGCAGCAAAAGGCGGAGCAGGAAAAGGAGGAAAAGAGGAGAAGGUACUUGUGCAAACGCCGCAAAGCGCUGCAGCGUCUGGACGAAGAUAUGCGUUACGACAGCAUGGUCAGUAAUGUCAACCCAGUGUCGAACCGAAGAGAGUGGACGAAGUACGAGACGAACGUACGUCAGCACUUGUCCAUUGGUGCUAAUAUGGUUAUGGCUCGGAUCACGGCGUUUGGGGCCGUGUACUUUGUCGCUCGGAACGUCACGGACAACGAGACGAUGAGACUGGUUGCUGGACUCGGAGGGGCUAUUGUCAUGAUGGUCAUUGAGAUGGUGCUGUUCAUUGCGCGUGCAGCAAAGAUGGAGCAGCUCGAGAAGAAGCUCAAGAGUCGAUUUUAG
Hyaloperonospora brassicae is the source of this 663-nucleotide messenger RNA. The record is from the annotation of a GenBank genome assembly. NCBI's taxonomy places the organism in Eukaryota, Oomycota, Peronosporomycetes, Peronosporales, Peronosporaceae.